GGAGACGCCCCCUCGCCUCACGUAGACGGGAAGGGGGGCCUGCCCCACCCCCACGAAGCGAGGGGGGGCUGGCCGCCUCUGCUUCCCCCGUCCCUGGGGGCCGAGUGGGAGGGAAGCGCGAGAUGGUCUUACUGGAACCGGCCCCCCCGCGAGCGAAGAUGCUGGAAGCAUCAGAAGAUCAUAACCACUGGGAAGCUUGUUGACUGCUGUUUCCUGAGAACCUUGAGAUUAACAUCAGUCUGGCAUGGCGCAGGGCAGCCAGCAACUUGACAUGCAGGUACUCCAUGACCUCCGGCAACGUUUCCCUGAGAUUCCAGAAGGUGUGGUGUCUCAGUGUAUGCUCCAGAACAACAACAACCUUGAUGCUUGUUGUCGAGUUCUUGCUCAAGAGAGUAACAAAUACCUGUAUAUGGAGUAUCACAGCCCAGAUGACACCCGAAUGAACAGGAAUCGCCUUCUGCAUAUUAACCUGGGCAUCCAUCCUCAUGCCAGCUAUCACGGAGGGGACGGAGCUCAACUUAAUGGUGGUCGUACACUGGUACAUAGUUCAAGUGAUGGACAUAUAGAUCCACAACGCACAGCAGGUAAACAACUGAUAUGUUUAGUUCAAGAACCACAUUCUGCUCCAGCUGUUGUGGCAGCUUCUCCCAACUACAAUCCAUUUUUUAUGAAUGACCAGAAUAGAAAUGCAGCUACUCCUCCUCCACAACCACCUCAGCAACCUUCUUCCAUACAACCUGGAAUGAAUACAUCUGCUAUGCAAGGCCCUCCUCCUCCUCCUGCAUAUAUGCACAUACCUCGGUACAGCACAAAUCCUAUAACUGUUACAGUGUCACAAAACCUCCCUUCUGGUCAGACUGUACCCAGAGCUUUACAGAUUCUUCCUCCGAUUCCAAGCAGUCCUUAUGGGAAUCCUGGCUCUCUCUACAUUAGGCAGACAUCUCAAGGUUCUUCAGGACGACAGACUCCCACUCAAAAUACACAGUGGCAUUCAUCACCACAAGGUCCAGUUCCACAUUACAGUCCACAUCCAUUACCCGUCUAUCCACACCAACAGAACUAUCAGCCUUCUCAGUAUUCUCCAAAACAGCCCCAGAUUCCUCAGUCACCUUUUCGAUCACCACCUACUUCUCAAUGUCCUUCUCCUUUUGGUUCACCUCAGCAUCAAGUUCAGCCUACUCAGUUAGGACAUCAAAGUUCCCAUGUAUUUAUGCCUCCUAGUCCUUCAACUGUGCUACCCCAUCCAUAUCAACAAACGCCCCAGACGUAUCAAAAACCAGGUGGACACUCAGUAUCUUAUCUCCCAUAUGGCGGCCCUACCUUAUCUAAAGGCUCCAUGAACAAGAUCGAAAUUACAGUUGAGCCACCACAAAGACCGGGGACUACAAUGAAUAGGAGCCCUUCGCCUAUAAGUAACCAACCGUCCCAACGGAACCAGCACCCAUUGUAUGCACCUGCUACUCCUCCUUCAAGUUCUCCUUCCAGAAGUAUGUCAGGUCAGCCCAAACCUCCUUACAGUGUUAAUCCUGUAUAUAUAACAUACACACAACCAGCUGGACCUACAGGAGUACUUACACAGUCCCCCCGGGUAAUGGUAUCUCAGCCAAAUCCAGCAGUUUUUAAAAUCACAGUAGGCCGAGCACCAGCUGAGAACCUUCUAAAUUUAGUGGACCAAGAAGAGCGUUCUGCAGCACCAGAACCUAUCCAGCCCAUUUCAGUUGUACCAGGAUCUGGAGGUGAAAGGGGAAGCCAUAAGUACCAGAGGAGUUCCAGUUCUGGAUCAGAUGACUAUGCUUAUACUCAAGCCUUGUUAUUACACCAACGUGCAAGGAUGGAGAGAUUAGCAAAGGAACUGAAGUUUGAAAAUGAUGAACUUGAGAAGCUUAAAGGUGAAGUGAAUGGCAUGGAACAUGAUCUUAUGCAAAGACGUCUGAGAAGAGUGAGUUGUACAACCUCAAUCCCAACACCUGAGGAGAUGACCAGAUUGAGAAGUGUGAACAGGCAGCUCCAGAUAAAUGUUGACUGUACACAGAAAGAAAUUGACCUCCUUCAGUCUAGAGGGAACUUUGACCCGAAAGCCAUGAGUAACUUUUAUGAUAACAUAGAACCUGGUCCUGUUGUGCCACCAAAGCCAUGUAAAAAAGAGUUUAAAAGAAAAUCAUUCUCUGUAGACCAUCAGAACAGUUCCAAGCAAGCUUCGCGAUCACAGCCAAGAGAUGAAGAUUUUGAAGGAGCUCCAUGGAAUUGUGACAGCUGUACUUUUUUGAACCACCCAGCACUGAAUCGUUGUGAGCAAUGUGAAAUGCCGCGGUAUGCCUGAAUCCAUAAAAGUCUGCUUUGGAUUAAAAAUGGGCUCUUGAGCACACAGCCAUAGAAGGAACGUGAGGCACCUUUCCGUACAUCUACGAGGCAACUGACAGCCAAUCAUUUUUAAAUUAUAAGGGAGAAGUCCCUCUUCCACUCACGCUGCACUAAAGAUUAGUUUGGGGAAAAAUACUCUUAUCCCAUUGUGGUGAGCAAGGCUGAAAGGAUAUUGUAAAUCCUAAAUGGAUUCCCUCCGUGAAGAAUGUAUACAGGAAAGCAGGUGAUUGCUGCUCUCCUAGCCCCUAUAAUUACAUUUGCUGGGUAGUAGCCCUUAUAUAUAUUUUUAUAAGCAUAGAACUAUUACUUUGUGGUGUGAAGUGUUACAGGUAUCCAGACAAACUGUGAAUUACCAGAGCUGAGAAUCUGGCCACAGCAAGCUGGAAAAGAAAGGCUCCCUGUGCUUCCAGAUUGUAAACUACUGAAAAAGAAGGGGUGGGCGGGGUGGGGAAUCAAAGCGCAAAAAAAAAAAAAAGGGUAUUUGUAAAUGCUGCUUCUUUCAGGGUAAUUUCAGUCUACACAAUUGCUGUCUUGAAAUUGUGAAUCAUGGUGAGGAGGGGGAAGUACUGUAUGAGCCUUAUUUAUAGAGUACAAUCAGAGGUGAUGUUACAAUCCCUUUUGCUUGUACAGCGCUCACCAAGUCAUGUUAACACUGGUAAUUAAGUAAUUAUACCAUAUUACAGAUGAAAAAAAUAGAUGCAUGCUUUUAUUAGGCCUUUGUGUUUUAAAGCUAAAAGUAAAGUAUGCUUUUAUAAAUUAUAUUCCCUUAAAACUGCUUGAUGACAGUAGAGCGGACGUAUGCCAAAUGCAGAACUAUUCCAAAUUCUCUUUGGAAGACUUGAGCUCAGCCAUUGUUAUGUAUGAGAAGUGUUUGCACCCUGUUUCUUAGGCCUUUCAGCUUCCAAUUAUGUGAAGAAUUCAUGAUGUUUACAGCACAGAAGGUACUUUGUGCCCCCAUUCUGAUUUAGCUGAAAACUAGUAAUCAAUAUUAACUCUUCAAUAAAGGUUUAUUUGCACAUUGUCAAUAAACCAGCCUGUAUUAAUUAAUAUGAGUGGUGGAUCUUGAAAUGUUGCACACUGCAUUUCUUUUUUGAAUUUGGUCAGCUAAUGGACAUAAAGAAUACAAGAAAUGGAACUGUACUGGUACUUUUAUGGAUCUGAUUAUUAUAAAGAUGUUUGAUUUGAGUGCUUCAGUUUGCUGAAAUAAAGCACUCUUUUGUGAAGGUUUCUUGGUUUUGAAGGAGUCAUUCAAAAAUAAAAUUGUGCAAGAACAGUCAGGAUGUUUAUUUCUCACUGAUGAAAUACUGUGACAGUUCAUUUAGUUUCUUACACACUCAAAAUGUGUUAUCCCUCAUCCUUGCAGCCUUUUCACACCUUACCCAUGUAAAUUUUCUCUCAUUGUUUGGUAUGUUCAGAUGAUAUGUUUGCCAUUCAAAGUGGAAUUUAUCUGCUGUGAUGCUGAAGUACUGAUUCAUACAUUUAAAAUCUUAUCAAGCAGUAAGGAGUACAAUGAAAUUAAAGGAAUCAGUAUUGAGAUGUUUUUUGGUUUGAAAUCCUGAUUUUUACAGUAAUAAAUAUGUUGACCUUUGAAUGUCUGAAGGGAACGUUAAGAAUUCUGCUUCCCCUAAAGAAAGGUUAAUUAUGAAAUUCUUCUCUUCCGUAAAAUAGAAAAAAAGAAGAGAUGAAGUACUUCAGGCAAAGUAUUUUCUUAGUUACCCAUUAAGUAACAUUAACGCUUCAGCUGUUCAGUAGCAUUUGUCAUGAUUUCAUAUUGAUGCGUUUGCCUUUUUUGAACACAAGUUCUUGUUGGCACUUAUUUGUGCUGCCAUUGGCAAGGAAAUUAUAGUAGUCAAGUUAGGAGUACAAGUAGCUUGUUUGAAAGGUAUGUACCACUUCUUUAAACCAGUGUGACUGCAAGGGUUUUUGGUUGGGGAGGGUUUACUUACAACUACUGCAUGCAACCUAUCAAAUUGGGUGCCAUCCAUCUUUGCAUACUUUCUGGAGUCAGGCAGCAUAAUCAAAAUUCCCCUAGGGCCUUUGUAUGUGCACACAUUUGUGUGAACACGGGGAUUUCCUGUUUCAUUUUGUGCAUAGGGAUUGCUCUACACAUGUGGAUUGACUUAUUGUGUGUACACAGUAUUCUCUGAUUCAUAGGAUAAUAGGGAAGCCGUAAACAUACAUCACAGUACUCCACUCUGGAUCUGUGGAGUUGUUGUGGAGAUCCAUUUCCUUUUAUUCAUAUUUUACCUAUGGAGUAGAAGACAAGAUCAGCUUUUGGUGGGGAGGAAAAGAUGAUAGCUAGUGAUCAUGUUGAUUCAAAGAAAAUUAAAAUUAUUAAGUUACUGUCACUACUUGAUUGUGCAAAAAUACUGUUGUACAUGUUUACUUGUAAAUAUCCUUUCACACUGUAAUACUGAUGAUAGCAAUGAAAUUAAUUUUAAUUUGUAUGAGUUGUAUAUGAGUAUUCAGUUUCAACUUACAUUUGGAAGCCAUCUGGGAAUCUAAAGUGGUUUUAGGUUAUGCCAGAAUAAACCCUAAUUGCAUAAAACCUUCAGUUAGUGUGCUAACACCUUAUAUUGCUUGACAUACAAAAUGCACUGUAAUGUAUACAACUUUGGAAUGUGCACAUCUGAAUGGUGGGAUUUUGAGGCCAUCAUGAAUUUUAAAAAUGCACUACUUUUUAAUAAUUGACCUUUCUCCUGCCCAUAGUACUUGGGUAACCUAUGUCCAGGUUCUCCAAAAUACUUGUUUAUAAAUGCCUAUUUUAUAUUUAACUGCUAUUAAGAUGUUUCCCUUUCACAUAUAAACUACAAAAACCUCUCCAAGUUUUAGUUAAUAGAAUAGCUUGUGGAAAGUCAGAAUAUAGCAAACCAAAAUUAAAUCCUGUACUUGGAUAUAUGGUGGAACUAUCAAGCUAGCUUGUACACUUAGGAAGGGAGGGGCUAAGAAAGUAAGAGAAAAUGUUUUGUGAAAUAGAUCAAAUUGAGAAGUGUGUUUGUGUGUCUGUGGUAUGUAUGUAUUUUUCCUUACAGCAGAUGUAUAAGCAAGUAUAAUUUUUAAAGAGCUGGUCUCAGUCAUGCUACUAAAUCAUGUGUUCUCUCAGUUACUGUAUGUUCCAGUUAUGUACCUUUUUCUUCCUUUCCCCUACCCCUUUGAUUGUAAACUUCUUUAAAAUAACUUGGAUUUUGACAGACUUUGAAAUUAGGACAAAGUUUUAAAAAUGUUUUAAAAGAACAUGAAAAUAUUAAAUAUGCUGAUAAAUGGGAUUGUGACCUUGGAUAACACAAGAAAAAAAUGUAGUGUAGCCUGAAAUGUGAAAUCAGUUUAUAGUAUAGUAUGACAUGUGGCCUGAUCGGCUCUCAGUUCCUCUGUUACCUGGUCAAAUGCUGUGGGUCUACAGAGAAAUCAAAAUGGGCACAGAAAUAAAUGCAUAUUAUAGCCAA
Molecule: messenger RNA, 5804 nt
Organism: Elgaria multicarinata webbii
Lineage: Eukaryota; Metazoa; Chordata; Lepidosauria; Squamata; Anguidae
Gene: TAB3
Product: TGF-beta activated kinase 1 (MAP3K7) binding protein 3
Exons: 7
Coding region: 245-2320 (691 amino acids)
Biological process (GO): positive regulation of canonical NF-kappaB signal transduction
Cellular component (GO): extracellular exosome
Molecular function (GO): ubiquitin binding
Source: RefSeq, a predicted model, not a curated record